Messenger RNA from Neopelma chrysocephalum (saffron-crested tyrant-manakin), 2007 nucleotides. It is a transcript of the gene CORO6, whose product is annotated as coronin 6. Bases 3 to 1538 code for a protein of 511 amino acids. NCBI's taxonomy places the organism in Eukaryota, Metazoa, Chordata, Aves, Passeriformes, Pipridae. The transcript has 11 exons. The record is from RefSeq and is a predicted model, not a curated record. Gene Ontology annotation, molecular function: actin filament binding. Gene Ontology annotation, biological process: cell migration; actin filament organization.
CCAUGAGCCGCCGCGUGGUGCGCCAGAGCAAGUUCCGCCACGUCUUCGGGCAGCCGGUGAAGGCCGACCAGAUGUACGAGGACAUCCGUGUCUCCAAGGUGACAUGUGACAGCUCCUUCUGCGCCGUCAACCCCAAGUUUGUGGCCAUCAUUGUGGAGUCUGGCGGCGGGGGAGCCUUCAUUGUCCUGCCCCUUGCCAAGACAGGACGGGUGGACAAGAACCACCCGCUGGUGACGGGACACACGGCGCCUGUGCUGGACAUCGACUGGUGUCCCCACAACGACAACGUCAUCGCCAGUGCCUCGGAGGACACCACCGUCAUGGUGUGGCAGAUCCCUGACUAUGUCCCCGUGCGCAACAUCACGGAGCCAGUGGUGACGCUGGAGGGACACUCCAAGCGGGUGAGCAUCAUCUCCUGGCACCCCACCGCCCGCAACGUCCUGCUCAGCGCAGGCUGUGACAACCUGGUGAUCCUCUGGAACGUGGGGACGGGGGAGAUGCUGCUGGCGCUGGAUGACAUGCACACUGACCUCAUCUACAACGUGGGCUGGAACCGCAACGGCAGCCUCCUCGUCACCACCUGCAAGGACAAGAAGGUCCGUGUCAUCGACCCCCGCAAGCAGCAGAUCAUAGCGGAGAAAACCAAACCGCACGACGGCACCCGCCCCAUCCGCGCCAUCUUCGUGGCCGAUGGCAAGAUCUUCACCACUGGCUUCAGCAAGAUGAGUGAGCGGCAGCUGGGCCUCUGGGACCUGGAGAGGUUUGCCCCCCACGAAGGGCUGAGGCCCGUGCGGGCCAUCUUCACACGGGAAGGACACAUCUUUACCACGGGCUUUACCAGAAUGAGCCAGCGGGAGCUGGGCUUGUGGGACCCGAAUAACUUUGAGGAGCCCAUCGCCCUGCAGGAGAUGGACACGAGCAACGGGGUCCUGCUACCCUUCUACGACGCCGACUCCAGCAUUGUCUACCUCUGCGGGAAGGGUGACAGCAGCAUCCGGUACUUUGAGAUCACGGACGAGGCACCCUAUGUGCACUACCUGAACACCUACAGCAGCAAGGAGCCCCAGCGGGGCAUGGGCUUCAUGCCCAAGCGUGGGCUGGAUGUCAGCAAGUGCGAGAUUGCCAGGUUCUUCAAGCUCCAUGAGCGCAAGUGUGAGCCCAUCGUCAUGACGGUGCCACGCAAGUCAGACCUCUUCCAGGAUGACCUGUACCCUGACACACCAGGCCCUGAGCCAGCCCUGGAGGCAGAUGAGUGGCUGUCGGGGAAGGAUGCAGAGCCCAUCCUCAUCUCGCUGCGGGACGGGUACGUCCCCAUCAAGAACCGGGAGCUGAAGGUGGUCAAGAAGAACAUCCUGGACAGCAAACCUCCCCCAGGCCCCCGCCGCAGCCACUCCACCUGCGACUCUGACUUCUCUCAGCCAGCCUUGGAGGAGGUGUUGGAGGAGAUCCGUGCCCUGAAGGAGAUGGUCCAAGCACAGGAGAAGCGCAUCUCCGACCUGGAGAACAAACUCUGCCAGUUCACCAACGGCACGGACUAGCGCGGUGGCCAAGGCCACGGGCAGGGCAAGGACUGCCCCGGCCUGCCGGGGAUUAAAGCCGAGUCCCCACAUUGGGCAGGAGCCCAGAGCCAUGUUCUUUCCCCAGGAGCUGAAGGGGCAGGGAGGGGGUCGGACCCUGACCCCCACCUCCACUGGCAUAAGUUGCAUCUUGCUCCUGGGGUGCCCCAGCAUAUGGGCACCCCACUGCAGCACCCAAGGGGGUCCCGCUUCAGUGCCUGCAGGCUGGGGCUGCCAAGCAUCCUUCUUUGGGGACCUGCAGGCUGGGCACCAGCAUCCUCCCAGGACGGGGAGGUGCCAGGCCCUCCUGGCCAGGAUGUGCUUGGGUACGGUGCUACACCCCCACCCCAUCACCCCCUCACCUCCCCCUGCCCCAUCAACCCCUGGGCAAGUGCUCCCAACCAGCUCUUUGCUCCUCAACCCCUUUAAUAAAGGGCUCAGCCACCCUUGG